Messenger RNA from Anopheles moucheti, 2707 nucleotides. RefSeq lists its product as uncharacterized. The record is from RefSeq and is a predicted model, not a curated record. Bases 1 to 2700 code for a protein of 899 amino acids. The transcript is spliced from 2 exons. NCBI's taxonomy places the organism in Eukaryota, Metazoa, Arthropoda, Insecta, Diptera, Culicidae.
AUGCCGGGAGAUGUAAACAAACAACUGUCACUGAACGUCCGACCAGUGCAAUUGCAGUUCGAUGCGUACACACAAUUUCAGUUCAAAACCAUGGCCAAGAACAGCAAGAGCGGUUCACCGAGGAUCUGCGUACUGUGCCAAAAUCGAUCCUCAAUAACGGACACACAAACGGACGAUGCGUUCGAGCGCAUUACGUAUCAUAAAUUUCCGGCCAAUCCGCAACGGUUCGAUCGGUGGCUAGAGCUCUGUGGCCUUUCCAAAGAAAGCAUGCCCACGAUAGCGUACAAAUUCAUUUGCAGCAAUCACUUCGCACCGGAAUGCUUCGAGCGUGAUCUACGUGCGGAACUUCUGUACGGCACGAGACGUAUGGCACUGAAGAAGGACGCGUUGCCAACGAUUCGAACCCCAACACAGCAGUUAAAGCGAAAGCUAAACACACAGUCUAGCGAAGAGGAAGAUCGUCAGAAGCGCAAAGAGCAGGUGGAUCAACUAUUGAACGGUCAAAUACCGGUGACGGAAGCGAUUGUGAAUCCGAUUCGAAAGCGUGCCGGUGAGGAAUCGUCAUACUUUGCACGGGAACCUGUAGAACAAAAUCUGUCCAAGAACACUCUGUCACACAUGAGUCAAUCAGAAAUGGUGCAACUGAUCGAAAAUCUGCAACAAGAAACCACGAAUCAACAAAUACACAUAGCAAAGCUGCAACGUACGAUCGAUAGUAAGACUGAAAAGAUCAACUUUGCCAAAGCGGAAAUUGUAAACACAGCGAUUUCGUUGCAAGAGCUCAAAGAUCACGAAAAUCGUCAUGUGAAUGAACGAAUCACAGAGAUAUUGUCUGGCCGGUUUGGUGAAGGCCAGCUGGCCACGAUUAUGGCCGGUCCGCUUGAUCAAACGGAGCCUUCACUGCUUCAAGUGCUGUGGACUGAAAAUGAGCUAGUUCAAGCGCUCAGGUUAAGGUGCGUCAGUAAGGAGGCGUACGAAUUGAUGCGCAAAGAGCUACGCUAUCCGCUUCCGGGUGCUUCACAAAUCGAGCGAUGGAUACACAGCGUUUAUCUGGAAACGGGACACAAUGCAACAGCUAUGCGCAUCUUGCAGCUUCACGGAUUUGCGUUAAAAGACAUCGAACGUAUCUGCACACUUUACCUGACUCGUAUCAACAUCCCCGUUCGGUACCAUUACGAUUGCAAGCGUGAUCAAAUUUAUGGACCAAAAGCUCAAUUACACUGCCUUACCGUGCAAGGAAUAUUUGCCUCGUGGCAACAGAUCGUUCACACUGAAUUCGAUCUCGACGUUAGCAAAGUGUUGGUGGAAAAAAUUAUCAGCGAUCUGCAUGAAAUCAGUUACACGGUGGUGGCAUUAACGACCGACUGUGAUCGUGAAACGGCAGACAUGUGGCGCUCAUGGAACGUUAGCAAUGAACAGCACUACAUACAACACCCGAUAACGGGUCAUUCGAUUUAUGUGUACGCUUGUCCGGAUCGAACGCUGGUCGCCAUUCAUCGGUCACUGAUUGAAGAUGGAUUCCUAAUGCAGGAAAACAAUCUUCCGAUUACCCGAGCUGCUUUGAUGCCAUUUCUCAAUAUGAGACAGUUUUGUGAGAAUGGAGAGCCCAGUAGCACCCUCUACGACAGAUAUCUUAGUAAAAGGGUACUGCCAGCUAUAUCGUACGAUGCAACUCUUUCGCGGAAAUUUAUUUCUUCCACAACGACAAACACUUUGAGAAUGCUUGCGAAUGACGAAGAAGAUGACGACGGAGUGCUCUCUACUUUGAUUACAUUGAUCGAUCUAUUCGUCGACUGGUACGAACUAUGCACCGCGCCUAGCUAUUCGAUGGAAGAUCCUGCAGUUAAGCAGGAACCACUUAUCACCAACCUACCUUACGGAGUGUGUGAAGAUGAGCAGAACAUUGUGCUGGAUGGAAUGUACGAUGUGAUGGAAACAAUACGCUGUUUAAAUGCGGACAAUGAUUUCCUUCCUCCAGCCGUGCUCAUGUCCAUCAACUCGAUGCGCAAGUUGUUAGCCGAUUUAAAGACCCACUAUCCUGAGCAAAUUAAAGACUUACCAAUGAUACGCCUUAGUGCAAUACCGUUGAACGAAACGUUUCGGAACUUGCAACUGGUACUACAACAAGAUUCACACACAUCAAAAGUACGGUCAGUAAAUGAUGUUCUUUUCCAUCUCUGUGAGACGGUUGUCUCCAUGGGAUCAAACUCAUAUGCCACAAACAUACUGCUACAACAGGGAGGUUUUUCGGACGGAUUGUCCCUUAAAAAUCUACGUCGACAAGAUGAUCCCAUCGAUUCAGAUAUUCGCGAUGUAACCGAGUCUAAUGCUUGUAACUUUCUUGCACAGUUCAUCGUAGCUCGAUUGGGUCAUAGGUACGAAUAUCUCGGCGAUCAGCCGGUCACCAUUGAGCACAAUAACGACCAGUACGUCAUCAAACCUUUCGAUAGGGAAAAUUUUUCCAGCAUUACACCUUCGACGGUGUGGGCGGAACAAGCAAAGACGUUUGAAUCGUACCUGCGUAAUACGAUACAGGAUAAAAAACCAGAAUUGGCUAAAUCAUUGGUUGAUUUCAUUGCUUUUCGCUAUCCCCACCUAGGGCGAGAUUUGGUGGAGCUGUACGUACGGAAACGUAUAGCGAUUAAGCUAAAAAACCUUAACUCCAUGCUGGAUGCUGCAAAAGCGCAAAAGAGCAGCUAAUAAACCG